ACUGACUACAGGCAUUAUUUUUGUUCUGGACGUUCAAGUCCAGUCCUUACCCAGGUCCUGUCUACGUCUGCUUUUACUGCAUUCGUCACUGCUAUAUGUUUCUGUUGUUCAUCUGUUUCAGAGCUAAUCCAUUUGCUGUUCAUCUCGACCCCGACAGUCCUGCUAGGUUUACAUUCAGAAAAUCACAGGGAAAACAAAAUUAGAAGGCUCUCAUGAUGUCUUUACCAUUCUAUCAAAGACACCAUGACCAUUAUGACCGUGCGUAUCGCCAUAAAGCACUGCAGUCAACUGUAAGCCAGUACCAAAAGGAAACAAAGAGCAAAUCUGCUGUCUAUGCUCAAGGAUCUGCAGCUUAUGCCAGGGGAUCUGCAGCCUACCGCCAUGCUUCUGCAGCAGACUUCAGCCUCGAGUCUUCAGCAGCAUAUAGCCAUGGCUCUUCAGCCCACAACCUUGAGUCAGCAGCCUACAGCUAUGGAUCUACAGCCUAUGAUCACGCUGCUGUGCAAAGUAAGAGAUCUGCUGCCUACAGUCUUGACUCUGAAGCCCUCAGCAAGAGCUCUGCUGCCUAUAGUCAUGGAUCUGAAUCAAUCAACAAGCUGGCUGCAGCCUACCGCCUGGGGUCAGAGACCUACGGUCUUGGACUGAAAGAUUCCAAUCUAAUGAUCGAAGAUCAGUCCUAUAAAAUGAGCCCCAAAGCAAAGAGAGCAAGACAGCAUUUGGUAUCUGAGGACAAAGAGAAUGAAGCCAUAGACUAUUCAGUACCUAUUUUCACAGGACGUGAAGUAAAUAUCAGUGGGAUCACAGAUACAGAAGAAGAAAGAAUUAAAGAGAGCACUGCCUACGUUGCCAAAAGGAACCUCUUUGCAACCGGUGAAGGAGUUAGUGUCAGCAAGGUGGCCAAGUCUGUCUCUGAAGAGGAACAUCAUGAGAAAAAAUCAAGGAAAGUAGCGAUACGGGAGUCUGCAGAGCGUGUGGCCCUGAAGAAAACGCUAGAAGAUACUCAGGCAUUUCACAAAAAGUUGAAUCAAGAUAAACUUUUACAUCCUCCUGAGUUUGUUAUUGAACCUCGUUCUCACACUAUCUGGGAAAAGCAAAAUGUCAAAUUUCAUUGCACAGUGGCUGGCUGGCCAGUACCCCGUGUUACAUGGUACAAAAACAAUGUCCCCAUUGAUGUACAGGCUCACCCUGGCAAAUAUACCAUUGAAAAUCGAUAUGGAUUGCACUCCCUGGAGAUCAGCACAUGUGAUUUUGAUGACAUUGCUCAGUACCGGGCAUCUGCUAUGAAUGUUAAAGGAGAAGUUUCGGCUUAUGCUUCCCUUGUGGUAAAGAGGUAUAAAGGAGAAAUUGAUGCCAGUCAUUUGCAUGCUGGGACGUUUUCCAUGCCUCUGAGCCUUGGUGUUACCCCACAUGGCUUCGCUUCCAGGUUCGAAAUCAAAUUUAUUGACAAGUUUGAGGUAACGUUUGGGAGAGAAGGUGAGACGAUGAGUCUGGGCUGCACGGUUGUCAUCAGUCCUGAUAUCAAGCGCUUCAAACCAGACAUUGAGUGGUACCGCAAUGGUGUUCUUAUUACACCAUCCAAAUGGGUCCAGAUGCACUGGACUGGGGAGAGAGCUUCCUUAACACUGACUCAUGCGAACAAGGAAGAUGAAGGUCUUUACACUCUGCGUGUUGUGAUGGGAGAAUACUAUGAGGAGUAUAGUGGCUAUGUCUUUGUUCGAGAUGCUGAUGCUGAGAUCCCAGGAGCCCCUGGCGCACCGCUGGAUGUGCAGUGCUUAGAUGCCAACAAGGAUUAUGUCAUUGUGUCCUGGAAGCAGCCAGCUGUUGAUGGAGGAAACCCCAUCCUCGGAUACUUCAUUGACAGGUGUGAGGUUGGCACCACCCACUGGACCCAAUGCAAUGAGACUCCAGUGAAGUUUGCUCGUUUUCCUGUCACUGGUUUGAUCGAGGGCCGCUCCUACAUCUUCCGAGUCCGAGCGGUGAACAGAGCUGGUGUUAGCCUACCAUCCCGUGUGUCAGAGCCUGUGGCUGCCCUGGAUCCCGCAGACAGAGCCAGACUGAGAAGUCACCCUUCCGCUCCUUGGACAGGACAGAUUAUUGUCACUGAGGAGGAACCUGCAGAGGGUGUCAUUCCUGGUCCACCUACAGACCUCCAAGUUAUUGAAGCUACCAAGAACUAUGUUGUGUUGAGCUGGAAACCUCCUGGACAGCGGGGCCAUGAGGGUAUCAUGUAUUUUGUGGAAAAGUGCAUUGCUGGCACAGAGGACUGGCAAAGGGUGAACACCGAGAUCCCUGUGAAGUCCCCUCGCUUUGCAGUUUUUGAUUUGUCUGAAGGCAAAUCCUAUUGCUUCCGGGUUCGCUGUUGCAAUUCAGCUGGAAUCGGUGAGCCUUCAGAAGCAACUGAAGCCACUGUGGUGGAUGACAAACUUGAUAUUCCCAAACCUCCUGGCCGUAUUAUGCCAACUAGAAACACAGAUACCUCCGUUGUUGUCACUUGGACAGAACCCCCAGAUGCCAAGGAGUUGGUUGGAUAUUACAUCGAGUCAAGUGUGGUUGGAUCUGGUCAUUGGGAACCAUGCAACAACAAUCCAGUCAAAGGCACAAGAUUCAUUUGCCAUGGGCUUGUCAACGGUGAGAAGUACAUUUUCAGAGUCAGGGCUGUUAAUGCAGCUGGACUCAGUGAAUUUUCCCAGGAUUCAGAGCCUAUAGAAGUGCAAGCAGCCAUUGGGGGAGGAUUGCUUCAUGGUGUGUGUCCUGAACUGAGUGGUAAAGCUGAUGGACUAACAGACUGCACUACCAGCUGGGAAGGCAUGCAUGAGUCCUCCCAGCCUAUCUUUGACACAGAUGCUUUGCUAAAAUGCAAUGCUAAAUUUAAUAGAGACCCGCUACCCAGUAGCUCUGACAAACUGGGGAGUACAGGAGACAAUAACUUGAAAGAAAUGGUUAAGGAUGUUAUCACAUCUGCACCACAAAAAAUCGUUGCUAAGCAGGCAAGUAAGUCUCGACCCGGGGAUCCUUUGACAAUGGAAAAAAUGAAAAAGAAGAAAGAUAUAGCUGCUCCAUCUCCACCAUAUGACAUCACGGUCCUUGAGAGUGUUCGGGACUCCAUGGUGUUAGGAUGGAAACAACCCAAAGCCACUGGGGGAACUGAAAUUACUGGCUACUACGUGAACUACCGUGAAGUGAUUGGUGGAGUUCCUGGGAAAUGGAGGGAGGCCAACAUUAAAGCCGUUAGCGAGAGGGCAUACAGGAUUGAAAACCUGAAGGAAAACAUGGUGUACCAGUUCCAGGUGGCUGCUGCUAACCUGGCUGGGGUUGGGACACCCUCCCUGCCCAGCAAGCCCUUCAAAUGUGAAGAAUGGACCAUUGCUGUACCUGGGCCACCUCACGAUGUCACAUACACAGAAGUUAGGAAGGACUCUUUGGUAUUACUGUGGAAGGAACCAGUUUAUACUGGUCGUAGUCCUAUAGCUGGUUACUACAUUGAUAUGAAGGAAACUGAAGCAAAGGAGGAACGUUGGAGAAGCGUCAAUGAGAAGCCACUUCAAAAGAAAUUCUUGAAGAUAGCUGGCCUAACAGAAGGGGUGAGCUAUGUGUUCCGUGUGCGGGCGACAAACCAGGCUGGUGUUGGGAGACCAUCGGAUAUCACUGAUCCCGUUGUAGCUGAGACACGACCAGGAACUAAGGAAGUGGUGGUUAAUGUGGAUGACGAUGGAGUCAUUUCCUUGAACUUUGAAUGUGAUCAGAUGUCUCCAAACUCUAAGUUUGUUUGGUCCAAGAACUAUGAGCCAAUUGAGGAUGACUCUCGACUGGACAUCGAUUCCAAAGGCGGAAAGUCAAAAGCAGUCUUUAAGAAUCUUGGGGAAGAUGAUUUGGGAAUUUAUUCCUGUGUUGUUACGGACACUGAUGGAGUUUCAUCAGGCUACACAAUUGAUGAAGAAGAAAUGAAACGCCUGCUUGCUCUGAGCCAUGAACACAAAUUCCCAACUAUUCCACUUGCUUCUGAGCUGGCAGUAGAAAUUCUGGAAAAAGGAGAAGUGAGAUUCUGGUUGCAAGCUGAAAAAUUGUCUGGCAAUGCAAAGGCCAACUUUGUAUUUAAUGAUAAGGAAAUUUUUAAUGGGGAGAAAUAUAAGAUGAAGGUGGACCAGCAUACUGGCCUUGUUGAAAUGAUUAUGGAUAAACUUGAGGACAAAGAUGAAGGGACUUACACUUUCCAGCUGCAGGAUGGAAAAGCAACCAAUCAGUCCAGCCUGGUCCUCAUCGGUGAUGUAUUCAAGAAGCUGCGAGAUGAAGCAGAAUUCCAAAGAAAAGAGUGGCACAGGAAACAAGGUCCUCAUUUUGUGGAUCAGCUGGGAUGGGAAGUUACUGAUGAAUGUAAUGUGAUGCUGAAAUGUAAGGUGGCCAAUAUUAAGAAGGAAACACAUAUUGUAUGGUACAAAGAUACCAGGGAGAUAAUGGUAGAUGAAGAGCAUGACUUUAAAGACGGUGUGUGCACCCUGCUGAUAUCAGAGUUUUCUAAGAAAGACACUGGAAUUUAUGAAGUCAUACUGAAGGAUGACAGAGGGAAGGACAUCAGUGAGCUGAAACUUACGGACACAGCUUUUGCAGAUCUGAUGAAUGAAGUAUGCAGAAGGAUUGCUUUAUCUGCAACAGAUCUGAAAAUCCAGAGCACAGCCGAGGGCAUCAGGCUGUACUCCUUUGUCACCUACUAUGUGGAAGAUCUGAGAGUAGGCUGGGUGCACAACGAUACCCAGAUUAGGUUUACAGACAGAGUGAAGACUGGUGUCACUGGGGAACAGAUCUGGCUGCAGAUCAAUGAGCCAACUCCACAAGACAAAGGCAAAUACACAAUGGAACUCUUUGAUGGUAAAACUGGACACAAAAAGACAGUGGAUCUUUCUGGGCAAGCAUUUGAUGAAGCCUUUGCCGAGUUCCAGAGAUUAAAGCAAGCUGCAAUUGCAGAGAAAAAUCGCGCCCGGGUGCUUGGAGGUUUGCCCGAUGUUGUCACCAUCCAGGAAGGCAAGGCACUCAAUCUGUCUUGCACUGUCUGGGGAGAUCCUACCCCAGAGGUCUCAUGGCUGAAGAACGAAAAAUCGUUUGUGUCAGAUGCUAACUGCAUCCUGAAAUUCGAAGCUGGGAAAAAUGUCAGCUUCACCAUUUCUGCUGUGUCCACACACGACUCUGGGAAGUACAGCCUUGUGGUGAAGAACAAGUAUGGAACGGAGACCAGCGAUGUCACCGUGAUUGUGAUUACUGUGUCAGGCCAGACUGACACAGCUAAGCACACUGUUAGCAUCUCAGGACAAAGUCAAAAUAAUAUAACUGUACCCAAAAAGAAAAAAGCAACUACUAUGAGCAAACCACAACAGGAAAAGGAAAAGAAAGAUAUUAAGCCACACGUAGAUGAAAUUAUUGCCACAGAAGAGACAUCUGAUUCAAAAGAGAUCCCCAGAGUGGAAAAAGAAAAGAAUACAGAGAACAAUCAACAGACAGAAAAGAAGACUCAUGGAAAGGCUGCAGCAGCAAGAACAGUUCCUUAACCUAUAGAAAGCCUGGGAACAGGGGAAAAAAAUCACUGGUGAAAAAAAGCCUUGAGUUAAAUCCUGUGUUCUUGAAUGAAGAGUAUGAAUUUGCUAUGAUCUUACUACGUACUAAUAAGUUCAAGUUGAGAUUUCAUGGGUGAUAGACUAGCCAUAUUAUUUUAACACAAAAGUGUGAGUGUUUUUAUAUGAUUCAUAAUACUUCAUAACUUUAAAUGCACAAUAGGUGUGCAGUUACGUCUCAGUAUCAGAGAAGCUGUAUUGCAGUCAUUGCUAAGUAUCACAACGACCAAUUACUAACAAGGUAAUUUUAAUUAUUAAAAACAUCCAUGAGAAGCAGAGGUUAUUAGAAUGAGACCUAUCUAGAAGCGACUUCUCUACUAGUCUGUAAAAGAAUGCUGAAAUCAGUUACAUGGAUUUGUUAAUCAAUACCUGUAGACCAUCAUAUUUUGAGGCAAACACCAUUUACCUUCUCUGAGUAUUUAUGAUCCUCUUAAUGCCUUGUGGGUGACACUCUUCACCAUGACCAUUGAGGCCACAGGGGGAGAUCUCCAGAAGCAGAACCAUCUCCUACAGCCACAGAAAAGCCACAAGUGGGUUUUCUUUUGUUGUAGGUUUCUUUCAUCCACUUUCAUCAGAUGGCUGAUGUUUGUUUAGUUCUGCUUUUCAGUCCUUUCCACUUCAUCAGUUCCCUCCUGGUCCUGAUGAGGUGCCAUGGAUAUUAUAGUACAAAUCCAGAAAUCAUCCAGUGCACUCACAUUGUAUGCAGCCCUGUUUGGAUCAUUCACAGCAAGGCAGAUAACUGUCAGAUUUUUCAUGUCUCCCAGGGGACGCAUCCAACCACACAACCAAAUGAGUUAUCCAGCAGUACAAUAAGGACUUGAACCCUUUUUGAUGGGAGAAGAGUAUAGCUAUACAUUAAGCCUACCUAUACACAGCCUUCAUAAAUAGACUACAUACAAGCCAAGAAUCUCUACUUAAGUCAUUUAAUGUGUCCAGAGUGGAAAAAAAGAGUGGAAAUUUAGAUAAGAUGUUGGGGAAAUUUUGUACUCUAAGGGUGGUGAGGCCCUGGCACAGCUGCCCAUGUAAGCUGUGGUGCCCCAUCCCUGCAGGCACUCAAGGCCAGGUUGGAUGGGGCCCUGGGCAGCUGAGCUACUGGGUGGCAGCCCUGCCCAUGGCACGGUGGGCUGGUGGGCUACAAGGUCCUCUCCAAUGAGGAUGUAUGAAAAUGCAAUUUUUUUGUGGGUAUCUUGGAGGAAGCAGAGUUCAAACUAAAAAAAAAAAAAAAAAAAGACCAAAAAAACAAAGGUCAGAAUUUCUUUUAUUAACAUGCAAGCAAAUCCAACUUUUAAGAAAUUAGAAAUUAUUAAGUAUGUGAAAUAAAUAUGUUUAAUUACUAGGAAAAUAUGUUUAUUGAUUUCUACCCUCAAAAAGCUCAGUCAUAUUAUGUUGGCUUUCUCCAGAUGGCUUACUGAUGAAAGAUUACUAAACUCUGUUGGUAUUUCUAGGGUGUUAGAUCUAUGACAAAAGUGGAUAUACUGAAAACGUGAGAAGUAUCACACUUCUAACCCACCAUGAUAGAACUGUCAGCAUGAAAAAAACAAUAAAAAAUCUUAAGACAUUUAAAUGUUUAACACCUGAGACAGUCAUACCUGUGAAAUCCAUUUCUUUUUAAUAAAAAAAUCCAAAAGA
Molecule: messenger RNA, 7229 nt
Organism: Tympanuchus pallidicinctus (lesser prairie-chicken)
Lineage: Eukaryota; Metazoa; Chordata; Aves; Galliformes; Phasianidae
Gene: MYOM1
Product: myomesin 1
Exons: 40
Coding region: 213-5537 (1774 amino acids)
Molecular function (GO): protein binding
Source: RefSeq, a predicted model, not a curated record